AUGAUGCUGAAUCCGCUAGCCACGCGCGAGCAGCUGGAACUCACGCCCUGCAUGAACGACGGCUUGCCCCACCAUCUCGAGAUGGAGCUCCGCGCCCUGGGCUGUCAGAUCAUCCAGCAGACCGGAGUGCUUCUCCGUCUUCCUCAGAGGACUGCAGCCGUGGCCCAGGUCUUCUUCCACCGCUUCUGGUAUACCUCUUCUAUGGCUGACUUCUCCGCCAGCGAGAUCGCACUGGGGUGCGUACUGCUGUCAACAAAGCUAGAGGAGACGCAAGUCCUACUCAGACACCUUGUCAACGCCUUCCACUCUGCCAUGUUUCAAUUGCAAGAUCGCGUCCCUCCCGAAGAUCGAGUGCGUGUCGCGAACGCAACGUCGUCGCAAUCGUCGACUCGCAAGUACCGUCCUCUGGCAUACAAUUCCGGCGAGUACGAGCGUCUGCGCGAGUGCGCUAUGGUGGCCGAAAUGCAGAUUCUCAAGCGUCUGGGUUUCAACGUUCAGGUGGUGCUGCCACACGCUCUUCUGCCCAACUAUCUGCAAGCUCUUGGCCUUGCGAGCUCCGACCUCCAAGUCACCCCCAAGACACUUGCUCGUCAGCCACCAGACAAUGCCAAGCGAGGCGACACGGAGCCAUCUUUGCAGCGCAUGUCCUUCGCACAGUAUGCUUGGUCCUUUCUCAAUGAUGCCCUUCAGACGCCCGUGGUGUGUCUCUUCGGGCCGCACGUAGUAGCAUGUGCAGCCAUUGCGCUGGCGGCCGAUCUGUGCGUGCCGCGCGUCAAGCUGCCCGUGGAUCCGGCGCCAUGGUGGCUCGUCUUUGACGCAUCCGAGCCCGAGAUCAGAAUCGCCUGCUCGCAUGUGCUCUGGCGCUACCGCCAUCGUUCAUCGUUGGUCACCGCUCCGCUGCUUCUGGAUAGGCAAGAGCUGCGAGAAUACGUCGUCGCGCUCAGUGCCGAUGCAGAAGCCGAUUCGGUGGCAGUCGCUGCCCGAUCAGGGCCAGCGACUUGA
Moesziomyces antarcticus is the source of this 1002-nucleotide messenger RNA. Its product is annotated as cyclin-like protein. The transcript has 2 exons. NCBI's taxonomy places the organism in Eukaryota, Fungi, Basidiomycota, Ustilaginomycetes, Ustilaginales, Ustilaginaceae. Bases 1 to 1002 code for a protein of 333 amino acids. Gene Ontology annotation, cellular component: nucleus. The record is from RefSeq and is a predicted model, not a curated record. Gene Ontology annotation, biological process: regulation of transcription by RNA polymerase II. Gene Ontology annotation, molecular function: cyclin-dependent protein serine/threonine kinase regulator activity.